This is a messenger RNA of Strongylocentrotus purpuratus (purple sea urchin), 948 nucleotides long. RefSeq lists its product as uncharacterized. NCBI's taxonomy places the organism in Eukaryota, Metazoa, Echinodermata, Echinoidea, Camarodonta, Strongylocentrotidae. The record is from RefSeq and is a predicted model, not a curated record. Bases 328 to 948 code for a protein of 206 amino acids. Gene Ontology annotation, biological process: cobalamin transport. Gene Ontology annotation, molecular function: cobalamin binding. The transcript is spliced from 5 exons.
UUAUCGCGCGUACACGUACACUGGUCUUCAAGCGAAAGUGGGGGAAUUCCCUUUCUUCUUCGGUCGGAUAUUUAGGGCGGUGUGAUCGCGAGGUCACGUCAACAGCCCUGAUAACCGUUGCGUGUAUUGUAUGCAAAUGAUCUUUGACCACGAUAUCAGCUGUUACGUCGGCCUGGUGUUGUACUACCAUUAAUAUAAGUAGGCCUACUCAUUCACAGUUGCUAGUUGCUUCUCCUGUAGCAUGCAUGUUGACUGAACACCUUAGGUUGUUUUGUUCAUGUACUAUAGGCUUUUAAUCUAGGAAUCCGAAAGGGACAGACAGAGAAAAUGUUUAAGUUGAAGUUUUUGUGGCAGUUCUUGGGGCUGUUCUCACCAUGCUUUGUGUCUGUCCUCCCAACUCCUGAUGUGACGAGUAUUUGUGGUCCAGAGACCAACCAGACCCUAGCCCAGAGGAUCCAGUCCUCACAGUGGAAGGCUUCAGACUGGCUCCUGGACCAACAGACAGAGGACUGGGGAUGGGACUUUCUAAGCACCGGGUCGGCCAUCUUGUCUCUUCAGCUUGCCAACGAGACGUGGAAGAAUGACCUAGAAUCAAUGGAGGCUCAGCUCACCAUCAAACAACUCAAUAUUGAGGUGCUGCGUGAAAUAUCACACAGACACAGCUUUAAGGAGAUGUCCGUAGGUAAGCUAGGCUACUACGCCAUGGCUCUCCAUGCCUCCUGCCACAAUGCCUCCAACUUCCAUGGACACAACAUCAUGAAACACCUGCACCACAGGGUCGACGACUUUGACACCAAUCAGACCAAAAAUUACUUCCCGUACUCCUUGGCUUUGCUUGCCUUGUGUAGCAGCGGUAGUGAAGUGCCUCAUAGCGCCAUAGCAACGCUUGAGGAAGUCCAAGGGGAUGAUGGAUGUUUUCCGUUCGGCGUCGGUCUUUUUCAUCAUUAA